This is a messenger RNA of Passer domesticus (house sparrow), 690 nucleotides long. Its product is annotated as C-C motif chemokine 3-like. The transcript is spliced from 3 exons. Gene Ontology annotation, molecular function: chemokine activity. Gene Ontology annotation, cellular component: extracellular region. The record is from RefSeq and is a predicted model, not a curated record. The coding region runs from base 194 to 475 and encodes 93 amino acids. Gene Ontology annotation, biological process: immune response. Lineage: Eukaryota; Metazoa; Chordata; Aves; Passeriformes; Passeridae.
AGAACUGCACCUCAAACUUUUCCACCCAAAAAUAAACUGCAGAAAGCCCCUUGACCCUGGCUUCUUGGUACACCUCUGAAUUUUUGGAAAUGCAGCCUGAGUGGGCGGCAGGCAGAGGAUAAAUGGCAGUGGGGAGAGAGCCACAGCCACCAGGCAGGAGGCACAGGGGACAGGAGGAGCCAGCACAGCCACCAUGCUGCCUGUGAGGACUGUCCUGCUGCUCACCCUGCUGCUCACCUUCUCCCUGCACCACGCCUCAGCCCACUUUGCACCCGUGGAAUGCUGCUUUAAGUACGCCCAGAAACGCAUCCGACACCCUCAAAGCUUCUACGAGACAUCCAAGGACUGCCCCCAGCCUGCAGUUGUGAUUGUGGCUGCCAAUGGUGACGAGAUCUGUGCCGACCCCAAGAAGGACUGGGUGAAUAAAAUCAUAAAACGGCUUCAAAACAAAAAAAUAGAUCCAUCCAGCAUCUGACUUGCCCAUGCAGUCUUCCUGCCUCUCGAGGGAGCCAGCAGGGCUGGCAGCUCUUCUCCAGCGGGUGCUGUGCCGUGGGCAGGGCAGGAGCCCUGCUGAGCCCCGGCAGGGUCAGGAGUCACAGGGCCAAGGGGCUGCCAGCUCCCGAGCUCCUCCUGCUGUCACUGCCCUGCCACGAUGUGCCUCUGGAGCAAAUAUUUAUAAUAAAGACUCAU